GCAAGCGUAGUAAGUGACGAAAUAUGUAAUCAGCUGAUUGGUCUUUUGUUUUUUGUGUUCUACGUACUACAGAAAUAAAUUAGUCGUGCAAGAAACUAUUUUAACAUCUAAUAUAAAUACUUGGUAUCACAUUGGAGAAGAAGUUAUUAAUACAUAUUUUACAGUAGCUCCUAGUAAGUGAUCAAAGACAUUCUCAAAUUAUAACCAUGUUUUGAGAGAAAAACACUGGUAUACGUGACAGAUUGAAUUUUUAAACAAUAGAUACAAAAAUAUGUCGUCCUCGCCAGAGAAUGUUGCGAUAAAGCAGCCUAUUAGGCGCUUAGAAAUUCAAAUUAAUAACUUCAACGUGGCUAUACCACAUCAUGUUGAUUUGUUAAAACGACACAAAAGUAACAUUCAAAAAUAUCAAGCACAACACGAGUGGGAAAAGAUGCGCAGGGAACACAUGAAUGUAUCAAGAAUUAUAAAACAACUUAAAGAAUUAUUGUAUCAAAUGGAUAGUUUAAGAGCUCACGUUCUCGACUCUGACAUUAAUCAGUUCGAUAAAUUGACUGGGAACGCCCGUGAAAGUAUCAUGAAUGCAAUCAGAGAAUAUAUGGAACUGCAACUAAAUUUGCCCAUGUCACAGCCAGAAUCACCCAUAGAAGAAAAUCAACCCAAAGAUCAUCCACUUGACGAUAAAUAUAUCCAGCUUCAGAAAGAACAGCAGGAACUGCAGCAUCAGGAAGCAUGUCUGCAUGCUUGGAACACCUUGCAAGGAGAUAUACAUCAACUUCAUCAGUUAUUUGUUGAUUUUAAUAAAAUUGUUGAUGACCAGAAGGAGCUAGUCAGUAUGGCAGAAGAAAAUGUAGAGUUAACAAAUGUAAAUGUAACAGAAGGUGAAAAAUUCCUUCAAAAAGCUGUUAGGUACAAAGUUGCUAUGUACCCUUUAGCAGGAGCUGUAAUUGGAACUUGUAUCGGUGGACCGGUUGGUUUAUUAGCUGGAUUAAAAGUUGGUGGGCUAACUGCACUAGGUUGUGGUAUUUUAGGAUUUACUGGAGCAUCUAUAUUGAAGAAAAAAGAACUAGAAAUGCAAAAAUCGAGAUCUUCAGAGGAAUACAGUUUAACUGAACAAAAGACUGUGCAGAAAUCAAGGUCUCUGCCUGAAAAUUUGAAAGAUUCAAAAAAGGAAUUGUGACACAUGCCAAAAUGUGAUACUAAUGAUAAAAAUAAGAAGAAAAAUGCCUGCAGUGUUGUCUAAACCCAAAGCACUGAUAAUAAUGCAACGUGUGUGUUGAACUUUAUGUGUGUUUGAAAUCUGCUUUUAUUUCUAUUCUGUACGUGAAAUAAGAAUUUCUAGGCUAGAUAUUUCCAUAAAAAUGAGUUGUGAUUUAUAACAAAUUUUUUUAAUUAUACAUAGAACGUGACAGACUUAUUAAGUUAUGUGUUUUUAGCAUGUAAGAAAAAUAUUAAAUUUUCUGCUGGGACCAAAUUUUAUUGAAAAUUAGAAUGGUCCUUGACAAAAGAUUCUCCAUCGCUUGAAAAAUAAAUCUUUUUAUACAGUUGUACGAAAUAAUGACAUGUGUAUGAACAUUACAUAUAGACUGUUCUCAAUGAUGAUAUUAACCAAACUCAAAAUGAUAUUAGGUUACGUUAUUACAAAUAUUACAUCGAGAACAUAUACAAUUGAUUACUUUCUCAGUGAAAUGUACUUACAAUAAUAUAAAAAUAGUGCGUAGUUUGUAUUACAACAAAAUCGAUGUAAUGGAGCACUCGCGACGUGUCUUUUAUAUAUGCUUCUUACAUAUACCGUGUUCAGAAAAAAUGUUACAAAUGUCUGGCAUGCGCGAAAACCGAGAGCCUAUUCUUGCUUGUAAAUAAUGUUUGCAAAUAAACUAUUUAAUACCACCAACGAACACCGAAA
Messenger RNA from Frieseomelitta varia, 1903 nucleotides. RefSeq names its product syntaxin-17 (gene Syx17). Bases 272 to 1177 code for a protein of 301 amino acids. The transcript is spliced from 5 exons. The record is from RefSeq and is a predicted model, not a curated record. Gene Ontology annotation, cellular component: autophagosome membrane; SNARE complex; endomembrane system. Gene Ontology annotation, molecular function: SNARE binding; SNAP receptor activity. Lineage: Eukaryota; Metazoa; Arthropoda; Insecta; Hymenoptera; Apidae. Gene Ontology annotation, biological process: intracellular protein transport; vesicle fusion; exocytosis.